This is a messenger RNA of Penicillium waksmanii, 1464 nucleotides long. It is a transcript of the gene bgt2, whose product is annotated as GPI-anchored beta-1,3-endoglucanase EglC. NCBI's taxonomy places the organism in Eukaryota, Fungi, Ascomycota, Eurotiomycetes, Eurotiales, Aspergillaceae. Gene Ontology annotation, cellular component: extracellular region; fungal-type cell wall; cell surface. The transcript has a single exon. The record is from RefSeq and is a predicted model, not a curated record. Bases 1 to 1464 code for a protein of 487 amino acids. Gene Ontology annotation, biological process: cell wall organization. Gene Ontology annotation, molecular function: 1,3-beta-glucanosyltransferase activity; glucan endo-1,3-beta-D-glucosidase activity.
AUGCAGAUGAUUCAACUUCUUGCCCUCGCCCUCUCCGUGGCGUCGGUCGAUGCCGUCUCCAAGGGCUUCAACUAUGGUGCCACCAAGGCCGACGGCAGCAGCAAGUAUCAGGCCGACUUCCAGAAGGAUUUCGCCGCCGCCAAGGCCCUCGUCGGCCAGUCCGGCUUCACCAGUGCCCGUCUCUACACCAUGAUCCAGGGCGGUACCACCAACACCCCCAUUGAGGCUAUCCCCGCCGCCAUUGAGGAGAAGACCGAGUUGCUUCUCGGUCUCUGGGCCUCCGGAGGCAACAUGGCCAACGAGAUCGCCGCUCUCAAGGCCGCCAUCAGCCAGUACGGUGAUGACUUCGCCAAGCUGGUCGUCGGUAUCUCCGUCGGUUCGGAGGAUAUGUACCGUAACUCGGUCACUGGCUCCAAGUCCAACGCCGGCCCCGGCGUCGAGCCCGAGGAGCUCGUCUCCUACAUCAAGGAAGUUCGCUCCACCAUCGCUGGCACCGGCCUGAGCGACGCUUCCCUCGGUCACGUCGACACCUGGGAUUCCUGGACCAACUCCUCCAACUCCGAUGUCGUCAACCACCUCGACUGGCUCGGUUUCGACGGAUACCCUUACUACCAGCUCACCAUGGAGAACGGCAUCGAGAACGCCAAGGCCCUCUUCGAUGACUCCGUUGAGAAGACCAAGUCCGCUGCCAAUGGCAAGGAGGUCUGGAUUACCGAGACUGGUUGGCCCGUCAGCGGUCCCCAGGAGGGCGAUGCUACUGCCUCUGCCGCCAAUGCUCAGAAGUACUGGGAUGAGGUUGGCUGCCCUCUCUUCGGUAACACCAACACCUGGUGGUACAUGCUCGAGGAUGAGGGUGCUAGCCCCAGCUUCGGCGUCGUCAAGGGCGACCUGAGCACUCCUCAAUUCGACCUGUCCUGUAACUCCAGCUCCUCCAGCACUACCUCCAGCUCCGCCGCUGGCUCUUCCUCCACUGGUCUCUCCAACAAGGGCUCCACCGGCUCUGGCUCAGGCUCUAACUCUGGCUCUGGCUCUGGUUCCUCCAGCUCUGAUGCCUCCAGCUCUGGUGCCUCCAGCUCCGGCUCCUCCAGCUCCUCCGGUGCUUCUGGAUCUUCUGGCUCCGGCUCCGGCGCCAGCUCCAGCUCUGCCUCUGCUCCUGUCGUGAGCUCCAAGCCCACCUCCGUCCCCGGCCGUAACGGCACCCACGCCUCCAGCUUCGCCUCCGGCAGCCGCACCUCCACCCCUCUGACCUCCGCCACUGGCUCCGGCUCUUCUGGCUCCGGCUCUGGCUCUGGCUCUGGCUCUGGCUCCGGCACCUCUGGAUCUGGCUCUGGUUCUUCCAGCUCCGGCUCCAGCUCCGGCGCUGCUGCCUCCGCCUCCUCCACCUUCAACGCUGCUGCCCGCACUGGCUCCGGCUCCACCUUCGGCGCCAUCGUCGCCGCUGCCGUUCUCGCCAUUGCUGUCUAA